Lymnaea stagnalis (great pond snail) is the source of this 16838-nucleotide messenger RNA. Lineage: Eukaryota; Metazoa; Mollusca; Gastropoda; Lymnaeidae. The record is from the annotation of a GenBank genome assembly.
GGCGGCCAUUACAAUCGUAAUUCCAUGAAACGUAAGCAAGGUGGUCAUUUGAACUUGUAUGUGUUUUUUAAAUCACUGAUUGCAAUUUAGACUAUGAGUUAACCAACUAUGAUUAGGAUAACCUUCAAUUUUCAUAUUAAAUAAGCAAUAAAAAAUUCAGACAUAAAUAAAAUAUUAUAAAUAAUAGAGCACCACAACCGCACAAACCAUUUUUCAGGCCGUUUUCAUUUAUUUUGCCAUGAUUAUGAUUUUAAUUACCAAAAUAACAAUGGCUCAAUGGUAGUUCCCAACUACUAAUUACCUCAAACCCCUACUUAGCAGCUAGCUUUUGACAAUGUCAGGCUUGCAAAAAAAAAAAAAAGAGAUUCUAGGUUACAUCUAGGUUCUAGAUUCUUACUUACACUUCUGACUUAAAAUAUAAAUAUGACUAACUUAAAUUAUUAUAUUAUUUUUCAGAAAUGAUUAUGAUUUUAAUUACCAAAAUAACAAUGGCUCAAUGGUAGUUCCCAACUACUAAUUACCUCAAACCCCUACUUAGCAGCUAGCUUUUGACAAUGUCAGGCUUGCAAAAAAAAAAAAAAAAAGAUUCUAGGUUACAUCUAGGUUCUAGAUUCUUACUUACACUUCUGACUUAAAAUAUAAAUAUGACUAACUUAAAUUAUUAUAUUAUUUUUCAGAAUUUAGUAUUAGUUACUAGUAUAACUUUAUAUUCUAUACUAAUACUAUACUUACUAAUAGCACAGGUACUUUGACUAAACAGUAAACUAAACCUUAGUUUGCCUAUCAUAUAUAAUAAUAUAAGGCAAUAAGGAAUCUAAAUUAAGGCUAAGGCCUUUUAAUUAUUGAUAUUAAUUAUAGUUUAGUAAGCCAAUAGACUAUACUAUUAGUGUCUAUAGAUAUAAUUAUAAUAUUUAAUUUAGUAAAUAUAGGGCCUAGUGUCAGUGUAAUAUUUGAUUUAUAGUGAUAAGAAUAAGGGGGUCAUUCAUAAAUUAGAGGGGGGAGGGUGCGGAGAAUUGUGACCUUAAAUUUGAGGGGGGGGGGGGUGGCUAAACUUUUGUGACGAAGUGGGGGUUGGGGGGUAAAAUAACAAAAUUUGAGUGACAUAAUUUAUGGAUGGAGAUUCAUAUACAGUAGGUGUAGUGUAGGCCCCUACUAUAUUUAUUAUUUUUAAUUCAUAUUAAUAAUGGAGUAGUGCAUAGAUAUCUAUAGAAAUUAUAUACUUAAGCUGCAACUAAGCGAGUACUAAUAAGCAUAUUUUUUACCAAUACCAAUAUUUUAAUAGUAAUGUAUAGUAAUAGUAUAAUAAGGAAUUUGUUUCGCUUAUUUCACAUGGUCAUAUUAAAUAUUAUCACUUCUUGAUAAUUAUUUAUAUCAACACAGAUGAUAGCCUGAAAAAUUCAUCAAGUAGUCAUCUUAUAAUUUUAUAUUACUUAUUGUAGGCCUAAAACAAAGCCUAAUAGGACAGGGGUCUGUAACCUUGUUUGAAGUGAAGGAAGACUAUAUGAUAAAUUCUAUCAACAAAAAACUUAAAAUGAAAAGUAAUGAAUCAUUAUUUUGAAAAUAAGAAAAAGUAAUGUAAAUAGUACAAAGAGAUGCUUUUAUUUAUUAAAAAGGUUGCAUAUGGCUCCGAAAUGGCAGAUUUCCGAUGGCUGCCUUAGUGAUAGUGUCUAUCAAUUUUUACUUAAAUUGUUUAACUUGUUAAAAUUCAAAAAUCAAUCUGUAGAUUUACUUGAUUUUUGUUGUACUUGUACUUAUAAAUAAUACUGAAAACUAUUAUGAUUCUCAUGACCAUUCAGUACAGUACUGAGGACUGUGCUCAAACAGCUGCCACCCAUUCACCAUUGUCAAGCUAAGAGAAAAGAUCAAAGUGAAUAUUUGUUUCCUUGUUUGAAAUAAAUAAAAAUUCAAAAUUGAAGAAAGUUUUCUGUAAGUAUUUCAACAUCUGAUCAUAAGAAUUACAGAAAGAUCUCUGAGACAGAGCUUAGCAUAAAUUAUUAAUAACUCAUUAUAAUUUUUUGUUAGCUCCUGAUUUUUGUUAUGACACAUAAAGAUUAAUUGGUAAGUGGUAAGACUGCAUCAACAGAUUUUUUAAUCAUAUGUUAAGCUAGCUGCUGAAUUCUGUGGUAUUCAGGAUUUAUCUCCUCCCUAAGAAUUGCUACCUAAAGUGGCUAGCAAUUCUAUUCCACCUGGCCAUUCACUCAUUGCUUAGGGUAGCCCAUGAUGAAAAUCCAACCCACAUCCUCUUGAUCGAGAGACUGCCAAUGUUUAUAUUAACAUAUUAUAUGAGCAUAUAGAUAUAAUAAUUAAGAAUUAUUCAUAGUCUUAGUCCUACUUUGUUCCAAGGGAUUUUAGUUUUGAAUGUUUUAAAUGCUUCAUUAACUUCAUUACCCAUUCUUAUAAUUAGUAUUAAUUAAAUCAAGAACUGAUUGCAGCCAGUGCUAUAGUCAUACUUGGAACAUGGGCUUGCCAUAUCUCAACAUCAAAUGAUUAACUACCAGUACCUGCUCUCUCAUUGUGUAAAAUUAAAAUACUUUAAAAUUUCUCUCAAAAUUAAUGAAGAUGUUAGGUCAUCCAAAUGGAGCCCAAGAUCUUUUUUAUUUUAAAGUACAGUAUUUAAUUUAAACAGCCUUCAAUAAGUUUAUUUCCUAUAAAUCAAAGUAUAUAUGUAUCAGAUGUGGAAGUACUCUUUUUAGUUAAAUAGAAUCUAAAAGAAAAUCUUGAAAUUUUUUAAUUUUAGGAAGAAGUGAUGUCCUCUAAUAAGUUUUCAGCCCAAGAAAGUGGGCCAGAUGAGGACCAUCAAAUUAGAAGUUUUACAGCUGCUAAAUUUUCCAAGGGUAAAAGUUUAUUCUAUUGACUAUUUAGAUUUAUGAACCAUCUCUGUGAUACUUGAUAUGUUCAAGAACUGUUCUGUGCUUUUGUUUCAAUAACAAUACAAAUAAUCAUCACUAUCUUCCAGUAAGUUCCAGAUUCAGUAGCCAUUUGGACAUGUGCCUUUCGGCUCAAGAACAUGGGGAAAAAUGUUCACACUCUCCACAGCUGUUCUUUAUUUUAUAUAGGGGCUAUUGGCGUGGUCUGGUAUUUUUGUAGAAGGGUAAUAAAGGGAGAGACUACAAUCAGGUUAGCACAUUAUAAAAUGAGUAAAACAAAGUAGGGUUAAACCUGAAAACAUGAACUCAACAAAACAACAAAAGUGUCGGCAGGAAGCCUUCGUCAGUGAACAAAACAACAGAAAAAGCAUUAUAAAAAUAAAAAAUAGCACUUAGCUUAGAAGUAUUUUUGGUAGGUAGUUAAGACCUAAGUUCUAAAGUGCUGGGUAGUGAAAGAAUUAAUGUGUUACUGUCUCAUUUGGAUGUCUGCAGAAGGGGAACAUUGGUGUUUAAUUUAGCUUUAUGUGGUUAACUUGAGAAUUUAGUUGUAUGAGUCCUGAGACCAGUUCAUGGCGUUGGGGCCAAUUAUUGGAUCUUUAGGGUCUGGGCUGGGGAUGUGUGUGAAAGCACAUCUUCCUGUUGAGACCAUAGCAAACCCAUUUAACCACUCUUCUUUUUUGGUUAGCUCUGAUUAGCAGUGUGGAGGGAUAUCAGUAUGUUUGGCUGUGUUGAGUGAUGUAGGCAUGUUUGGCUAUUCAUUGGAUGCUCCCUGUUUUGCCAGUUUGUCUGCUCUUACAUUUCCUUGUGUAUUGUGCUGUAUUGUUACUGAAAGCAAAAGUUAGCCUGAGUGCAUGGGUGGUGAGGAAGGGGUUUAUUUUCAGAAGUACCGACAUUGAUUUUACUGUUGUUGUAAGAUCUUGACGCUCAUCUGUCUGAAGUAUUGACUUGCUGUAAGAGAAAAUAAAGAUAUUACUUCGUUUGCUGUUUUAAGCUGUGAAGAUUGCAGGCAGAUGGUGUAACACUGCUUCAAAAGCAGUCAUUUCUGUUUCAUAAUUACUGCACAUGGCCGCACAGGGGCAAAACAAGUAAAAUAACUUUAUAGCUUAUAUUGAAAUCUUCAUUCCAACUCCUGACUAUCAAUUAAUUUACACUUUAACCCACGAAAUGUCAAAUGCAAACUCUUUUUUUUUUUUUUUUUAAGUAACUUUGAUUUUGAUAUUUAUCACUAAAAGACCCAAAACUAAUAGAAAAUUAAUUCAGAGACCUAAAUAACUUCAUUGAUUAUAAUUAUUAAUAUUCUGAGAGUAAAUUGGACAAGACGAAAUGUCAAAUGCAAACUCCUUUUUUUUUUUUUUUUAAGUAACUUUGAUUUUGAUAUUUAUCACUAAAAGACCCAAAACUAAUAGAAAAUUAAUUCAGAGACCUAAAUAACUUCAUUGAUUAUAAGUAUUAAUAUUCUGAGAGUAAAUUGGACAAGGAAUAAUAUGUUAUGAAAGUUGGAAUUGUAAGCUAUGUGAAAUUAAUAUGAUCUUGAUCUUUCUGCAGUGAGUAAAAUUGUAGACCUGUUAAAUCUUAAAAUUUUGGUGUACAAUGCACGAUUUUGAAAUGUCUUUUAUGAAUGCACACAGAGACCUGUCAGAACUAUGAUUUUAGGAGAUUGAGCUAAAAAAUAUAUUAUGGUGACUUUUACCAUUUAUAUUAAUUCAGGUAAAUAAAACAAUUAUUGUUAGUUUUAACUCCUUUCUACACCCAGCGGUGAAUGGGCAGAGAAAUACAAUUGGCUGAGGACCAUCCAUAAAUUAAAUUAUGUAGGCACUGAGAGGGGAAAGAGGGUGAUCUUGACUUGGAAGCCUACGGAUGUCUAUGGUGAGGUGUCUAAAAAAUUUUUAAAGGCUAUAAAAUAACACCACCACGUUUUGUAAUGAUUCUCAUAUUGUUGCUUUGUGUUUAACACAAUGAACUCAAUAGAUACAGCAACAGCAAUAUUUAGCAGAGUUGACCUAGAGACAAAUGUAAUCAAAAUUCUAUUUGUUUGCUUCAGUGUUUUAUGAUGUAAUUUUGUGACAUAAUUAUUUCGUCUUCGGCUGAACAGCAUCUAUUUAAAAAAUGGAGUAAACUGCAGAAUUAAAAUAAAAAUUCAUUCUCAACUGUUCCUAGUUCACCUAGUUAGCAACAUUUGAUAUCUAUUUUUAGAAGUCAUGAAGCUGCUGUACAUUUUAUUCCAGCACUUCUCUUCCCUUCUGCCUUUACAGAUUGUGUUACCAGUAGUUAAUAGACUACCGGUAGCGAUUAUUUGCAUUUUUGACCUAAACACACAUUUGAAAUAUGUAUACGGUACAUAAUUUAUUUUGAUGGUAUGCUCCAAUUUGGUGCACCCGCCCCUUAUUUUGGACUGAUUAAAAAAAAUAGAUUGAAAUUAGUAAUAAAUUAUUUGUAAAAAUUACUUUUUAGGAACUACUAAAAUAAAAAGGAUUUAUGUAAACACAGCUGGGUAAGGGGAACAUAAGUUUCCACAAGUAAUUUAGUGUAGUAUGAUAAAAAAACUAUAUUCGGGUAUAGGCAAAAUAGCAUCCAUGCAUUUUGAAUUUAUAAAAAAAAAUUCUUGGAAGGGGACUCUUCCUCCUUCCUGAUUCCCACCCCCCACCUUAAGCAGGUGUCCUCAAUUUCUGCUCCCCCACCACAUCUUAAUCUAUGAAAGUGGUAAAUGACAGGCUCCUUUUUAUUUGCAAUAAUACACUGUAUGUAAAUAAAUAGACGUCUGUUCUACUUUGAGAAGUGACCUUUAUUAGUCAUGUGAUGUGAAAAGUUAUUUAUACAUUAUACCGUAUGUUUUUUUAUUUACUAUUACAAUACGUUAUUGUACAAUUUUGAGAUUGUUCCAGUGUAACCAGGUCUGAAAUUGUGCUACUGUCCUGUUUAGCUUUCUUAAAACUCACACCCACGCUGGUGUUGGAUGGGUCCUUUUUAUCAUCUAAAUAAUUUUUUCACACGCAUAUUAUAAAACAUUAUUCGUCUUUCAGUUAAGAAAAUAUAAAGUUAAUAGGGUUUAUAGAAAUUUUAAAAAAAAAUUCAUGGUGACAAUAUUUAUUGAUAUAAAGCCUAUUAAAUUCAUUAGUACCCUAUUUUCUACUACUCCCACUAUUAAAACUGCAUUAUUAUCAUAACCAAGUGUAAUACCAACAAACUUUCUUCAAAAUCAUAAAGAAGUUAACUCACAUAAAUUAGGCUUUUGUUUUGCAGGACCAACACCUAAGUCCAACAGGUUUGUUUUAACAAAAAACUUCUGAAAAUUUCAGCUCAACUCCCAUCUUCAGUUCAGGUUCAUGGUUAAAAAUCCUAACAAGAUGUAAAACUACCUUUGUAAUUUUAUGUAUAACCUUGAAAUUCAAUAAACCAAUUCCAUGGAUAGCUUUCAGCUACACUGCAACUCAACAGUUAAUUUUAUUGCAUAUUAUAUAUUUAUGUAAUAUUGUCAGUUGUGUAAUCAAUCGUAUCUUUUUGAUAAUACAUGUGAAUUAUGAUUUUAAAUAUUGUGCGUUCUAAAAUUAUUUAACACAGGACAAAAACAUUUUGGGCUAAGUAAGUGGGUCCUCAAUAAUCUAAAUGAAAAUUUGCAGCUUUAAAGAUAAACAAAAUCAACAUUAUUUGAUGUAUUUAAUAAUACUUAUAAAUACUAGAACAACUUAAACUGAUCUGAUAAAAAUAUGUUCUCUUUAUUGCACAUUUAGUUCACUCCAUUGCAGAAACUUCUUUUAGACAUUACUCUGAAGUUAAAGACUUAACAUGUCUCAUUGCUACAUCUUGGUACAUUGAUACCAUACAAAAGAUGAAUGCUGAGUAGAGUUAGCUCUUAACACAAUGGCCAACUUAAAAUCCCUCUUAGAUGCGGUUUUAAGGGGGAGGGGCACUGGGAAUUUUUCUGAGCAUUCUUCAUAUGAAAAAAUUUGCUGGGAUAAGUUUAGGGGGCCUUAUUAGAAUUGAAUUUAGGAAUUCCUUCAGUAAAUUAAAUACGUUUGUAUUUUGAUUUUUUAUCCUAUUCGACAGCAGCUAAACAUAUUAUCUCUUAAGUACAGCACAAUGACACUUUUUCUGACAGAAGUAUUAUCUUAUUCCAAACAAUGUAAUUUUCAGACAUCCUGGUUAGUCACACAUAUUCUGGUUCUCAGACAUUUUUCAAAUUUAUUAUUAUUUAUUAUUUUUGUAAUAUGUAGUAUCUGACAUCUCAAAGCCUGAAAGUAUAUUUACACUGAGAGUAAAGCAGUUCUAAAUUACCCUAAUGAUUACUGCUUUAAUUUCAUAAACUGUAACUUGUCUUGAUUUAACAGUGUUGUUUUGAAUUGAAAUGUGAUUGAAUUUUAUUUUUUAUAUUUUGUUGAAAAAACCCAUCUAUCCUACUUAACUGUUGUCCCAAUAAAACAGAAUUCAUUUUAUUUGAUUAUAAGUAUGCUAUAUUAAAUAGAUAAUUAUAUUUUUUCUGCAUUAGUUGUAUCAAUUCUACAUUUUUCUUUUGUUUCAGUUGUUCAUUCUGACUGUCAUACUCUUCACUGGAAGAAGUAAGUUAAAAUGUUGUUUAAAAAAAUGCAAUGACAAUAUGGAUAGGACUUUAUCAGACAGAAGAGUGAAUUGAAAAACAUAUUUGACUUUCUCAAGUUUGAAAGUUAAUCAGUAAACAAUUUUAUUUUUAUUUUCCAGGCAAAUUACAUUUGUACCAAAGGAAUACUCAAAAAUUAAAGAAUUUUUGAAUGAUGUUCCUCAUAUAAUUUCUCAAGAGGGCACAUAUGGCUAUAUCUGGGAUAAGGUUAGAACAGUUUUUAGUUUAAAUACCGGUAGUGCAUUUCUUACUUAAUCCUGUUUUUCGCAAUCUAAAGCAUAUUGAAAUAAACUAGCAAAAGAAUAUUGAAAUAAAGUUUGAGAUUGGCUGCAGUUUGACCUUUUGAAAUAUUUAUUGGAUAAUUAAAAACUAAUUUUCUUAAAAAGUAAAAUAGUACUCAGUAUGUAAAACUUUUUUCAUUUAAAUUUAAAGUUAUUUAUUCUUGAAUUGAGCACUUUUAUUAUGUAAUUAUUUUAUUUAGUAUUUUGUGCGCAACUUUAUUUUUAAAAAUUACCCUAUGUGAAAUUGUCUGAGUCAGAACAAGGAUGCAAGAUGCACUUAGAGGACAGCAACUAAUACUAAUUCAAAUAAUUUUAUUUGUAAUACUGUAAUCUUUUUUAGCUUUUUUGGCAGAAUUUUGAAAAUUCAAUUUAAAAAAAAAAAAUUGUGUCACUGUACUUCUUUUCUUUAGAGUUUGCAACCUUCAGAUGGUAAAUAUGAACCUGGAGUGCAUUAUUGUGGAACAAGAGAGCCAGACAGAAAGAGUGUUCAUGGUGUUGUUUCAUUUUACCGCGAUGGUGUGACAGGUGUGAAAUUUGCCAUCAAAACUUUAGAGGUAGCUAACAGUAAUAUGGUUAUCUAUUCAGUUAGUGAGAGGGAGUCACCCAUUAAAUAAACAUAAAAGUUGUGAUAUUUUGGAAACGUACUGGUAUUAAAAAGGACAUUAGUAAAAAUUUUACCUUGUCCCAGCCCAACUUAAUGACAAAUCCUUCCCUCUGUUAGUGGCUUAAGUAUUUUUUCCACUGAACUGAUGCUUUUAUUCAAUUAAUCAUCUUAGGAAAAUACUCAUUUUCACCCUGAGGAGAUCACUGUUAGCCUUAUAAAUGAACACCCAAACAUCUGUGCUGUCUAUGGAAUUAUUAUCAGGAAUCAUCGAAUUCACAUUCUACUAGAACAUGCAGGUAAUUUAUGUAUUUUCUUUUCAGUGAUAAAUGUAGUACUAGUAGUACACGCUUUUUCUGUUUAUUUUUAAAAGCCAAACUUUAUUAUUAUUUUUUUAUAUUGUAAAAGGAAUUAUAUCAAUAUGUGCAAUUACAAUUUUAUUAUUUCUAAUGUGGAAAUGAAUCAAAUUAAAGUUAACUAAUCAAUAGAUGAAGAUAAAUAUUUCUAACAGAAUGUUUAGAAAAAUUUAAUUUAAUUUUACUGAUGCCCAAAAUAUGUUUAGGUGGGAACUUACUUGAAAAACAAUAAAUUGUAUAUAAUGUAUAACUUAUAUGGUUAUCCUGUACUUUGAUUCUUUCUUUACAAAAUUAUGAGCGCAAUUAAUAUUUCAUAUUAUAAGAGAUUAUUUUAACCCUCCUGGCAGAAACUUUCAGAAAGUAUUUAUCGUAUGCAUUGUUCAUUAGGUUUACCAUUGAAUGAAGAAAGGUCAUGGAUAGCUGAUUCUCCUCAGAGAAUGCUAUUAGUAGCUAAGCAAAGCUUCCAGGCGAUAGAAGCUCUGCAUCAAUCUGGUUUUGUACAUUGUGACAUAAAGCGUAAGUAAAUGAUACAUUUUUCAAUGUUAAAUUUCUUUUUUUGUAUAUUUAGCCUAAAUCUAACUUGGUAAAUUGACUCACAAAGUUACCCAAGGAACUUCUUUCUUUUUCCUUUCAGAAAUUUGUUCUUUAUAUUAAAUAUUUUGUUUCUUUUACAUUUUUAAUAUCUUUUAGAAAAAGGCUUUCCUCAAUGGAUAAAAUAAUCCUUCCUACAACAGCUCCCCAGUAGUACUACUUUUAUAAGAUGCAUAUCAUUUAUAUAAAUGUAAAAAUUAUUAUUAUUUGUCACUCAAUUUGGUUACCAGUACAUAAUACGAAUAAGUAAUAUUAUCCUAUGAUGUGAUUAUCUUUAUUCAAUUAUUGUUAAUUCUUCUUUGAUGGCAUUCUGUUUCCUGGUAGGUAGGAACUGGUAGGAACUUGAACUCAUCCUAUAAAAAAAUCAAAUGAAGAUUUUCCAUUUUAAAUGAACAAUCUAAUCUUCAAUUUAAUUUUAAUAAGAUAAAAUUAUCUAAAUUACAGCUGACAACAUAAUGAUAUCAAAACAUGGUAAUGAUUUUACUGUGAAACUGAUUGAUUUUGGCAGUUGUCAACGUGAAGGAACUGUACUUCCCCAUCAUGCUCAUACUACUUUAUUUUACUGGUCCCCUGAGAUUUGGCAGGCUUUGACCAAUAAGGUAAUUGAGAAAAGUGAACAUUUAAAUAAAAUAUUUUAAUUAGUUUAAAUGAAAUAGAACAAGCCACCCUUUGCUUGGAACCAUCAAUCACAUUUUUAAAGUAUAUCUAUAAAUAGCCUCUCGUGUACUAACCUCACCCUAGCUUUUUUUCCAUGUGUUCCUUGGAAAUUCAUAAACAUGCUUUUAAAUGAAUCAGAAUUUAUUAAAUAUACUAGUAUAAAUCUACCCAAGCCGGUGAAAAAAACAAAGCCAUAAAAAAUUGUUUGAUAAUUUGACUAAAGGGAAGAUAUCUCAUCUGUGGCAUAUUUGUGCUGGUAACUUUUCAGUCUGAAAAUCUCAAUGCAUUCUAAAAUUUAAACAAAAAUAAAACAUUCAAAUUUUCAUAGCUGCUGUUACUGUGCUAGGUCAUGUAUUAUUGAGUCAUCUACACAUUUAUUGGAAGUACCACCAUGAUGUAGUUUUUCAUUGUUUUUGAUGAGAUCGAAUAUAGUCAACUUGUUCACUUUGACUUUGAUAUUAAAAUAUAUUUAUUUCUUAGGCUUUGUGUUAUUUUUCUAUUUAUUAUAAUUAGUGAACAUAUAUUUUUUAUUUUCACAAUAUUUGGGUGUUUUUUUUCCCAAACACUGGAAUAGAUACUGUAUUUUCCAGGGUAUAAGAUGACUUUCUAGACCCAAAUUAUAGUGCCAAAAUUUGGGGGUCGUCUUAUACGCCGGGUACAAUGGCCGAAAUAUAGUUUUAAUGCCCGCCGAGUGCUCCAUACCUUGUACUAGAGGUAGCCAGAUCGGUGCCAGGCCCCCUGGGUGGUCGGUAGCGGGUAUAGAGGCGAAUCCCGGUGAGUGAAGAGGCCGCCGAAGCCACCAACCCCGCGUGCGCGGCAAUGUUUAAAUAAAAUCUGUUAAGUUUGAUGUGUUUUGGUGAUUUUAAGUACCAGAAAGUCAACAGUUUUCAUUAAAAUUACCAUAUUUAAAUCAAAUCUGAUGUUUUUUUUAUGUUACUGAUUUUUUUUUUAAAAAUGGUAUUGUCUGGGAAGGGCGUAGUCUUACACGGUGAGUAUAUCCCAAAACCAAUAUUUUUCCUGGAAAAUUAGGGGGUCGUCUUAUACGUCCAGUCGUUUUAUACGACGGAAAAUAUGGUAUAUUUAUUGGCAGUUACUAAUUUCAAAGAUAAAAAAGGUGUUUUUUUUACUAAAAUAUUACUUCACUCAAGUUGUUGAGGGAGUAUAGCUCAUGUGUAUACACACAUAACAGUGACCCAAUAAUUCAUGUUUUUCUUUACUUUAAGUAGGAAAAAUAAAUAAUUUAUAAAGUAAAGUUAAAUUAAAAGGUACUCAUGAACCCUUAGGACUAAAUAUGUGUAUGUCAUCUGUGCCUCUAUUCUUGAAGGCUCUCUUUUUCAUUACCAUCAUUAAAUUAAUAGUUUUUAGAAAUGUCUAUAAAAAUAAAGGAAUACAUUUUUUUCCUUCUAUAUUUGCAGAAACAAGUUAUUUGUAAAUUUGCAAUGGAUGUUUAUGCACUAGCAUUGACACUCUUCUUUGUUCAGACUUCAAACCAUCUGAUGCAGAUGUUGAGAGAGAAGGAUAUAAAAGAUGUGGUAUAAGUUAGAUAAAUGUAGUGAUUUAUAUUAACUUAUAAGAAUCAAUAAAUAUCUAUUUAUUUGUUUAGUUGUGUUAUAGUUUUAAAUAUUAUAACUGGUUCUUGCGAGCAAAAAAUGAAAUAUCCUAAAUGAGCAUUUUAACAAUAGAAAAAUAAGAAACAAAAUUGUUUUAUUGCUAAUGUUACGGUAUUCUAAACUAUAGCAAAUUUAUUACUACUAACACGAACCCCUUCAGUCCCAUUCUUCUGUAUGCUGUACAUUACAAGUCUUCAACAAAACUUGUGUUUUUUUACCAAAUCGCUCAUGUUCAUCAUAGCAGAAGUUAUUUAUUAUAAUUGGAUUCAGCUUGAAAAAUCUGACCUUAAGCUUGAAAAAAAAAGUUUUUUACUGCUAGCUAAUGCAAUAAAGGCAAUUUUUACAAGUGUCUACUUUCAAAUAUUGGAGGUCGCUUUUGAAUAUAAUCUAGUGAUGCUACUAAGAGAAUUACUAAAAAUAAGAAGUGAAUAACCAUCCUAUUGGAUGAUACUUUAUCAGGUAAAGGUAAUAUAGCUGCGUAAAAACAGGUGCAGCUGCUCUUUCAGAAAAAGGUUUAUGAUCUAAGUAACUACAGCAAAGAAAUAUGAAACUUAUUGCUACUCUUUAAAACGCCAGAGCAAGGCAGUUUUUGAUUUGGAACUGUGAUAUAAGCCAAGAGAGCAGGUGUUAGUAGAGUGGCCAUGAGUUUAUUUGAAAUUUGGAAUUCAAUUACUUAAACAACUUUUUUGUGGUUAAUGCAAAAACAAUUGUGUUAAAUUUUUCAACUUCUCAAUUUGGUUCAUAACUUCAUACAUGCCAACUUGCAAGCUCAAAACCUGUACAAAAAAUCCCCCAAAAUCUAUUUUAAAAAAACGAAAAGAUAAAUUAAUUAUAAUUAAUUUGUUCAAUUACGGUAUCACUUUAAAAAAAUGCAUCACUUGGCAUGUAUAAAAAAGUUACCUUGUGAUCUAGAUUUUAACUGGGACUGAGCCGGAUGCAGUUUUUUGUCUGUGUAUUUUGAGAAUAUAAAAUGACAAAACAUUUUAAAAAAUGUGCAUAUAAUUUUAUUCAAAUGGUCACACCCAGUUCCAUUUCAUUGGCCGGGUAUUCUCCGUUUCAUUGGCCGGGUAUUCUCCAGGUUUAUAAUACUUGGCAUUUGCAGGUAUCCUGGUCAGCCACUGGUUCAGCCCUAAUGUUAACCUAUGAUAUGUUGAAAAAGAUAAUCAUGUUCCAAAAUUUUGUAGCAUGCUCUUUCAUAAUAUUAUAAAGCAUUAUCAUUUUUCCUUUUUAAAAAAUUCAAAUAGGAUCCUAAAGAUUAGAAUUAUCCUUAAUUUGUUAGAAUAAAUGAAGAUGAACAUGUUUUUCCAUAUUAAAUCCUAUGGGAUUAAAGUGGCUAAAUUAAAAAUUUAACACCUGCAUUCUGCAUUGACUAGAAGCAGCUAAUAAAUUUCUAAUAUCUAAAGCAGAUUAAUGACUUAAAAUGCAUUCAGUUUCAUGCAGCACUUAUGAAGAAUCUGCUUAGAUGGAAGCAAUAAAUAGUUUUAAAAGUUCUAUCUACGUGCAAAUAUUAAACAAAAAGCAUUUAUUAUGCAUACUAUUUUGUAUUUAAAGAAAUUGAUACCCAUAAGUAUAAGAGUUUCACGGAUAAAUUAUUGAUUCUAAUUAUUACAGAUGACAGAGAAACCAGAAGAUAUUCUCUGCAUUGCCCUACCGGAGACAAUACCUACUGAGUUAAGGGCAGUAAUGCGCCAGUGUUUAGAUGGAUGUCCAAUGACUCGAUGGAGUGCCCAACAAGCCGUUAGGCAGCUUGCUGGUAAUAUUUUAUUCAGUAAAGAAAAGAAUACUUAAGUAUUUAGUUAAGAUGUUGGAAAACUAUAAGAUGUACAGCUUAAACCUCUCAUUACUGCAGCCUUUUCAAAAAUUAGUAUAUAAAUUUUACGGGAACCUGAUUGUGGUUUAUACCGGUACCAAGCAAAUUUAAUUGAUUUGGGUCAUAGCUUAAGAUUUUUUCAUAACUUUUGUUAUUUGCAUAGUUAACUUAAUGGUUGCAAGUUAAUGGACUUGGCAUUGAAUAAAAUAUCAAAGUCACAUGGUUACUUUAUUAACAAAAAGAGCUUGGACAUUUUUUUUUUCAUGAAUCACCACAAUCCUGUUACUUAUUUCUUAAAUUAUACCGGUAUCUAGUUUAACUGUACAGGAAGGCCUAUGAGUAAUAAAGCAUAGGAUAACAUGGGGGUGACUAACAAUCAAGCUGUAAAUAAUGAAAUGUGGGCGCACAGAAUGUGAAAAUUUAUUAUGAGCUUAAUUCUAAAGGAAAGAGAAACUUAGCUCACAGAAACUUUAAAGUCUCAGAGGUAACUAAGAAAAGAAAACUAAACUAAGAAUUACGGUUAAGGAAAUAAAGUAAGUACAAGUUGCUUGAAUAAAAAAAGAAAAGGGAAGGGGUAAUUUAAUCACAAAAAGGAAUAUAGUUGAAAGUGGAACGAGGUAGGGUGUUGUUUUUUUCUGCUCAAGGAUGAAAAUAUCUUCGCUAAGUCUAUAUUCCAGUUUCACUAAUAGCAGAUGACUCUAUAGUUGACAUGAUGACAUGACUGAUGUUUAAGUCUUACAUCGGGUUUAGUUCUAAAUUAGGAUGGGCUAGCUGAGAGGCGGCUGUGAUGAGUUUCUUACAGUUCAGCUAAACUGCAUGGCGAAUGGAUUCAAUUAUUAUCACUAAUAAACAGUUUGUAAAAAAUAUCCUUGAAUAAGAGAAGGCAACAAAAAAUUUUAAUUCUUAAAAACCCACAUUGCAGAGGGGUUAAUUUAAAUCUGUUUGAACUUGCCAAAAAUUGUUUUCUAGAUUUGAUCUAAUAAAAUAUUUUUGUACCAGUUUUUUUUUGGUGUACCCGGUAUUUAAAAAAAACAAAUUGAUUUUCUAAACUACUAACUUUUACAAUAAAGCGGGUUUAUUAGGUUGUUGUUUUCCCUACAACUGGCAGAAAUUUAUUAAGUAGUGUAAUGUAUUUUUAUUUUUCUCCAUUUAAAAACAGAAGACACAAUGACUCAGACAGAAAAUUACAAGGAUAAAUUUGAAAGGAUAUAUGCCUUACUGAAAAGUGGUGGCACUAAAGUCUCUUCAAGAACGGUUUUUGGGGAGCAAUCCACAUCUUUUCCAUUCAGUGUUGACCAUCAAGAAAGAGUUCAGUAUUUUGUUGGGAGCAGUAAGGGCAUUGAAAAACGAGAACUGACCACCACUGCGAAGAGUAGGAAAAAUAAUUUAUUUACCGGAAAUAAAUGCAGUAAAUCACUUUCAAAAUGUAAAAAAGUAACAAAGCCACCUACAAAAGGGAAACCAACUCGGAAGAAUUCAUUUGAAAGAAAUAUUGCGCAUAAUUACCAUUCUGGGUUGCUGCCGGAAGUUGAAAAAAGUGAAAAGCCAGUGUUACAAAGAUCAGCUGAUAUUAUGGAGGCAUCUCCAGAUGAAAAAGCUUAUUCUUGCUCAAUAUUGCUAAAAAAUCUAGCUUUACAAGUUCAGCCUAUUGAGCCAGUGCAGGAAGUUUCAGUAUCACAAACACAGACUCAGUUUCUCAGUCACAUGGAAACUUUAGGGAAACAUGUCAACAUAUUGGCUGAUACCACUCAAACAACCACAGGGAAAUUAGUGCAGGGGACAAAUCCGUGUCAAGCAGCCAGUAAAGAGACUGUGCAUUUUUCCUUUUCACAAUGUCAGAAGACUGAUUUAUACCAGAAUCCGAAUCAGAGAAUUAAUGCCAAGGCUGGCAAAAAGUUCAUUGCUCAGAAUGAGACACGAGGAGAGAUCGUGUGGAAAAGUGUGACCAUACAAAAUGUUCAAAGAGAGGAAUUGUCAAAGCCUGUUGAUUGGGAAAGCUGUAAAUAUGAGGACAGCAUGAAAUUAAAUGCUCCUUAUGUGACAGAGUUCAGGGCAAGCAGAGAUGGCAGUGUAAUGUCACAAACUGGCACAAGUGAGAGUGGCAGCAUUAUGCGAUCCCUACCUGAGAUAACAGAUAUUACCAUUCAUCCUGUUGUGGCAACAACCCAAACAAAUCCUGACCCCUCAGAACUUUUUAAUACCAAAGUCAGCUCAGGUGAUGACAUGGACUUUGUGAUAGAUGCGUUGGGUCCCACUGCUUUCACUGGCAACGAAGAUGACAUUGUUAAUAAUUUGUUCAGCAAAUUAAUUGAACAAGAUAAACAGAAUGAUCCUUGUGUGUCGACAGUUGAUUUUUCUACUGAUGUCAAUCUGAACCAGUUUAGAGGAGAGGGAGUAUGCCCAAAUCCUGCUAGAGACAUAGAAGUGAUGGAUAUUGAUCAAGCUGAGCCCAAUCUCAAUUUUACCAGCAAAACACCUUCUUUGGCAGACUGUGUCACAUUUAGGACCAGCAGAAAACGCAUGUCUUAUUCACUUGAAAAUGCUGAAAUACCAAAGAAAACCAUUUGCACCUACCCUGAACUAAGAGAUAAAGAGCAAAAGUUACCAAACUUUGAUAUAAUUUUAGAUUGAGAUUCAUGUUUCUCAUUCUUGUAAAUGAAUUGUUCUCACAGCCGGUACAUAUAUAUUUUUUUUAGUCAGAUGUUCAGUCUUUAAACUUUAUCAUUGCUAUUCAAUAUUUUUUACAAUGGCUUUAUAAAGUUUAUAGUUGUUAAUUACUAUAACUUGUUUUUUUGUAAAAAUAAUUUUCAAGUAGAAGCAUUUAGUUUACAUGUUAAUCAUCACAUUCCACAUUUUCAGUUUUUAAGUUAUAAGUUCCAUUUCUGUGUAUAAAUUCUUAACAACUGUUUUGAGGUUUGUGUAACCAUGAAACCACACCAUAAUUUUUUCAUCAUUUUUUUUAAGAGCUCUAUCAUUACAUUUUCCACUGCAAUCCAUAUAAUGAAAUGGUUACGAUAAAUAUAAUUAUACAUUUAUAACAUUUUCUCUGAGAUGGUAGGAGUAUCUGUUGACCUGUAAAUACUGUUGAUAAUAAAUAUUUAUCAUGUUAUUUAUUUAUAUGUACAUCUACUCUAAACUCUACAUUUAAAAAUAAAUGCUAUUGUUAAAUUUUACUGAAUUUUUACGACUUAGCAUUAUUUUAUUUAAAUCUCCAAAGAUUCAUAUCCAGAUCAUUAUUACUCUUUCAUACCUGGAAACAUAAAUAUUCUUUGUUUCAAAUAAACCUGUGAGAAAGUAAAGGAUCUUUAUAAACUUGCAGCCGCCAUCUUUUGAGCCCAUUUAAUUCAUUCAUAGCAUAAACUCUAUUUUGAGGUGCAAUGUAUACUAGUGUACCAGUAAUUUGUGUACUACUGUCAUGUUUGAAAGUAAUGAAGUGCAUUAUCACAAUUGUUUCAAAUAAACUACUUUACCUUG